Molecule: messenger RNA, 1445 nt
Organism: Theobroma umbraticum
Lineage: Eukaryota; Viridiplantae; Streptophyta; Magnoliopsida; Malvales; Malvaceae
Product: protein LATERAL BRANCHING OXIDOREDUCTASE 1-like
Source: RefSeq, a predicted model, not a curated record
CAAUGAGCAACACCUAACAAACACCAAGGACACUUGAGAAAAUCAUUGCAUUUUUAACCAAGCACUAUGAAUUAGCCAGUCAAACAAGGAGGAUAAGUACAAAAUUUGCCAGGAAGGAGCGAGCCAGAUUCUCCUGAGCUUAGAAGGCGAUUUUCUUGUAAAUUUUUUUAGUAACUACGAGAUGGAACUGAGAGUUGAAAGUGGGGGUAUCCAGGAAGAUGAGAACUUAGGUUGGGGCGCAUCUUUGCCAGUGCCAAGCAUCCAGGAGAUACUGAGGAAUGAUUCUCAAUCAGUUCCAGAUAGAUACAUUCAAGAACACAAGGACAGGCCUCAAGUUUCUGAGAAUUUGCAUGCUUCACUUGACAUUCCAGUCUUGGAUUUCUCCUUGUUAGCCAAGGGAGAUGAAGAUGAAAGAAGGAAGCUAGACCUUGCUUGCAAGGAGUGGGGAUUUUUUCAGAUAACAAAUCAUGGGGUGGCAAAGGAGGUCUUGCAUAAGAUGAAGACAGCUGUUGCUGCAUUCUUUGAACUUCCACUCCAAGAAAAAAAGAAGUAUGCAAUGGCUGCCAAUGAUCUUCAAGGAUAUGGGCAAGCGUAUGUUGUCUCAGAGGAGCAGAAACUUGAUUGGAAUGACUUGAUAUUCUUAAUCACUUUUCCCACUGAAAAGAGAAAUUUCAAGUUCUGGCCAGUUACUUCCCCAGGUUUCAAAGAAGCAGUGGAUCAGUACUCAACAGAAUUACAGAAGGUUGCUGCAGAGAUCUAUGCUAAUUUAUCAGUAUUGAUGGGGCUGGAUAGAGAUGGUCUACUAAAGUUGCACGGAGAGCUGAAACAAGGAAUGAGAAUGAACUAUUACCCUUCUUGUUCAAGGCCAGAUCUUGUUCUAGGCGUUAGUCCCCAUUCUGAUGGAAGUGCAAUAACCUUGCUUUUGCAAGAUGAUGAAAUCACAGCCCUCCAAAUUAAGCAUGAAGGAUCAUGGGUUGAUGUUAAGCCAAUUCCACAUUCUCUAGUAGUGAACAUUGGUGAUACUAUUGAGAUUCUGAGCAAUGGUGUGUACAAAAGCAUUGAGCACAGAGCCAUCACAAAUGAGAAAAAAGAGAGAAUAUCAAUAGCAACGUUUAUGCUUCCAGAUAACGAGCAAGAAAUUGGUCCACUUGAAUCAAUGGUGGAUGAACUGCAUCGCCCUAGAAUGUACCGAAAAAUUAAGUUUGCUGAUUAUGCCAGGCAAGUUUUGGCAAGGAGAAUGGAGGGAAAAGCUCACACUGAUAUUGUGAAGUUAGAUAACAAUUAAUCCAAGCUGAGUUCUUUAUUUCCAGAUUACUAGAUGCCUAUGUGUAGGCAAGUAAAUUAGACAAAUGUAAUAAUGGUAUGUUUUACUCCUAUGUGGCUCAAAUAACCUGUGCAAGUUUGAUUUGGAAUGAAUGCUAAACCUGUAUAUGAUUUCGACACUC